Molecule: messenger RNA, 4912 nt
Organism: Malaclemys terrapin pileata
Lineage: Eukaryota; Metazoa; Chordata; Testudines; Emydidae
Gene: DYM
Product: dymeclin
Exons: 19
Coding region: 250-2424 (724 amino acids)
Biological process (GO): Golgi organization
Cellular component (GO): Golgi apparatus
Source: RefSeq, a predicted model, not a curated record
ACGUGGAAAGAUGGACGCAGCCUGAUCCCGGCGGAGCCAAGGGGCGUGUGGGGUGUCCGGAGAGCGAGCCCGCCCGUCCGACCGUCAGCCGCUGCCCCUCACCCCCUCCCACGGGAGCAGGAGCCAGUGCUCUAAUCUACCUUGUUUAAAGGAAAAGAGGAUCCGUUUGGCUCAUUCUGGCAAUCUUCAAGUUCCAAAGGCUUCUGAUGAAGGAAUGAAGCUUUAAAAAGGAACUUACAAAAUAAGAAAAUGGGUGCAAACAGUAGCAGCAUUUGUGAGCUCCCAGAAAAUGUGUACUUAAAAAGAUUAUCAGGAGCCGAGGCUGUCUCUGAAAAUGACCCAUUCUGGAAUCAGCUGCUUUCUUUUAGCUUUACUGCCCCAACAAGCAGUGCUGAGUUAAAGCUGUUGGAAGAAGCCACCAUCUCAAUCUGCAAGUCUUUAGUUGAGAACAAUCCUCGAACAGGAAAUCUUGGGGCAUUGAUUAAAGUCUUCCUUUCCAGAACCAAAGAGUUAAAAAUUUCAGCGGAAUGUCAAAACCAUCUUUUUAUUUGGCAGGCCCACAAUGCAUUGUUCAUUAUUUGCUGUUUGUUAAAAGUGUUCAUAUGUCAGAUGUCAGAAGAGGAACUGCAACUUCAUUUUACUUACGAGGAGAGAAUGCCAGGCUCAUAUGGAGUGGAAUGUGAAGACCUUAUAGAAGAGUUGCUGUGUUGCCUCAUUCAGCUCAUUGUUGAAAUUCCCCUUCUAGACAUAACAUACAGCAUUUCCCUGGAAGCUGUGACGACACUUGUUGUCUUCCUUUCCUGCCAACUAUUUCACAAGGAAAUUCUGCGAGAGAGCGUCAUUCAUAAAUACCUGAUGCGUGGCCGAUGUCUCCCAUACACCAGCAGACUUGUGAAAACAUUAUUAUAUAACUUCAUUAGACAAGAGAGAAGCCCUCCCCCAGGUUCCCAUGUCUUCCAGCAGCAGACAGAUGGAGGAGGAUUGCUUUAUGGUUUUGCAUCUGGGGUGGCAACUGGCCUGUGGACGGUAUUCACGUUAGGUGGAGUAGGAAGUAAACCAGCACCACAGCAAGAACAGUCAUCGCCGUUAGCUAAUCAGAGCCUUCUGCUUCUGCUUGUGCUAGCUAAUUUGACUGAUGCUCCAGAUACACCAAACCCGUACAGACAAGCUAUUAUGUCCUUCAAGAACACACAAGAUAGCACUGCUUUUCCUUCACCAAGUCCACAUGCUUUCCAGAUUAAUUUUAACAGUUUGUACACAGCUUUGUGUGAACAGCAGAAAUCUGAUCAAGCAACUCUCCUUUUAUACAUAUUACUGCAUCAGAACAGCAAUGUUCGGACAUAUAUGUUGGCUCGCACUGAUAUGGAAAACCUUGUUUUGCCAAUUCUUGAGAUUCUCUAUCAUGUUGAAGAAAGGAAUUCACACCAUGUUUACAUGGCUCUUAUAAUUUUGUUGAUCCUUACAGAGGAUGAUGGCUUCAAUCGAUCCAUUCAUGAAGUGAUAUUGAAAAAUAUCACUUGGUACUCAGAGCGUGUUCUAACCGAGAUUUCACUGGGGAGUCUCCUGAUACUGGUGGUGAUAAGAACCAUUCAGUACAACAUGACAAGGACAAGGGACAAAUACCUUCAUACAAAUUGUCUGGCAGCCUUAGCAAAUAUGUCAGCACAGUUCCGCUCACUUCAUCAGUAUGCUGCUCAGAGAAUCAUCAGUUAUGCCUGCCGCCACUUGCGGAGAUAUGUAUAUGUCUUGGACAAACUGUAUUUCCCUCACUCUCACUGCUCUACGCUGCAGCAUUGCUUCUCGACCCUCAGUGACAAUGGAGAGGAACUUUUGUCUUUAACUUGUUCUCACAUUCUCAGAUCCUAUGCUUCCAGUUUGUUUUCUUUGUUGUCUAAAAAACACAACAAAGUUUUGGAGCAAGCCACGCAAACCUUGAGAGGCUCCCUCAGUUCAGAUGACUCUCCACUUCCUGAUUACGCACAAGACCUGAAUGUGAUUGAAGAAGUGAUCAGAAUGAUGUUAGAGAUUAUCAAUUCCUGCUUGACAAAUUCUCUCCAUCACAACCCCAAUUUGGUGUAUGCACUGCUUUACAAGCGGGAUCUGUUUGAGCAGUUUCGAACUCACCCUUCCUUCCAGGACAUAAUGCAAAAUAUAGACCUGGUGAUCGGCUUUUUCAGCUCACGGUUAGAGCAAGCCGGAGCCCAGCUGUCAGUGGAGAGAGUUCUGGAAAUUAUCAAACAAGGAGCUGUUGCAUUGCCCAAAGACAGACUAAGAAAAUUCCCAGAACUGAAGUUUAAGUAUGUGGAGGAGGAGCAGCCUGAAGAGUUCUUCAUCCCCUAUGUCUGGUCGCUGGUGUACAAUUCCGCUGUGGCCCUGUACUGGAACCCACAGGACAUCCAACUUUUUACGAUGGACUCUGGCUGAGGGAGAAGCAGCUAAACAGCAGAGCCAGCUCUGCUCUGUCUUAUCACAGGUGAAGAAACUCGAAACUGCGUGUGAAUACGUGACCCCUCCCAGCGUGCGUCCUCUAAACCUGAAGCUUAGUGAGAAUGAAGCUUGCUACUAUUGUACAGAGCGACUUUGACAUUUUGGUCCCAGACUGCAGCAGACACACUGGAAGCAGAUUGUGGUGUGGGAGAGAAACUGACAAGCUUGGUUGCAAACUUUUAUUUCUAUUUCGUAAAACCUAGAGCUUAUCCAAUGAAAAUGAGGCCUUAGACAUGCAGUGUGAUGUUACCACCACCAAGAAAACUGAUAGCUUUUAAAACUAAAACGGGGAAAAGAGAAAAUAGAGGGUGUACGUUGAUUUGGAAGUAGCAUUUCUAUUUUUAUUACCUUUGACUUCUUUGAGUCAAAGUCUUUGAACACCAUCAUUUUCUACAAUGGACUGUUCAUCUCACCAGUACCACAUCUCCUCUCAUGGCCAUUUAUUUUGGUGACGUUGUAAUGUCUACAAUCUCUAAAAUAUCCAUAUUAAUGCCAUCUGAGUGAGCUAGGCUGCAUUUUAAUCAAAUGAUGUUUCCAGACAGAGAAGAUACUGUGGUGUGGGGAGGAGGGUUUUCAGCUGGGAGACUUUUCUUUUGAAGAGCUAUCAAAACACUUUUGAUGGUUAAUACUCUUUAAGGGGCUUGAAUCACUAGCUUCCAAAGGAAAGUCCCUCACAGACUCACAAUAUGGUACUUCUGUACAAAAGCUUUUCCUGGAAAUUGAUCACAUAAACAAAUCUCCAGAGCAAAGUGUUUAAUUUUGUAAAAGUAGAGCUAUGCCACAUAAAAAGUUUGUGCGCUUUCAGCAGUGUCUGAUGGGAAUCCCUGAUGAAGCUUUGUUAAAAAUCCCCUUUUUGCUGCUAAAGGGAUUAUAGCAGAGGUAUGGAUUUAACACAGUGUGGAACGCUUCAAAAUGAAUGUUUUAAAGUAUUCUUUCCUGGUGGACCUAGCGUAAUGAAAAUAAUUAAAAUACUCUCUCUGCAGGUAGAAAACCAAAGGAAAUAGGUUGACAUUAUUUUAACAGAAUGUCUUUCCCCCCCUGCAUAUUAAGGAUCUGUUUGUCUCUGGGACAAGCUCCUGACAGUGUUCACUUCCACAUGCUCACAGAAACUCCUGCUACACCUUGGGCUGUUUUGUGGAAGUCUCUGUCACUAAAUCAAGUGUACUGCAUGCCAACAUAUAAAGAUAAGAGAGUUCAUUCUUACACAUAUAUGGCAAAUCCCGCAAUUCACUGCCUGACCCAGCAUGUUCUGUUUACAGACUCGGAGGAUAGUGCACAUUCGCUUUCCUCUGAGUGGCUUUAAACAGAGAUUCCUGUGCUCGUUUUUCUUUUGCUGAAGAAGCUGGCAUUGUCCUUUUUUUACCUGCUUGUUUGGAAGCAAAGUCCUUGUGGACAAAUGGAACUGCUGGGUUUUCAAAAAACUCCUUUCCCUAUUUAAUUAAAACUGUAAGUACAAAGAGCCGUGCAUAGCAUAGGCAUUCCUAGCGCUUUCGAGUAGCGGUAGUUUUGGGAAGAGGCAACAUGAAGACAGGAGCUGCGACUCUUUUGAGUGUAAAAUAUGGGAAACAAUUGAAGUGUGACUUAAGAUAGGGGUAUGUUUGUGCUACAUUUUGGGGUGGUUUGGUUUUUUACCUCUCUGAACAAAAGUCAAAGGGGAAUGAAGGCUUUUGUGUUUGUUGUAGUGAUUUGUAAUUUUACCUUUAAAUAAAGGACUAGAGUGUUUGUGAGCCAGGAGAGGUGCACUGCCCUUAGAAUGGUCAUUCUAACAGUGCACUUUGAAACUGUGGAUUCUGAGACUAACUGGAUGGUUCAGUUCUUCAAGUGACUUAACCACACUGAGAGUCUGGUCUUGCCAAGUAAAGCGCAUCCUCCACCCCCACUGAUUUCAGGGUAGCUGGGGACAUCCAGGACCUCCCAGUUAUUGGCUGGUGUGUCAACUUUGAGAGAAUCUGAUUUUCUUUAAAAGAAUUUUGUAUAAGCACAGGGGUGCAUAAAGCAGCAAUCGGAUAUAGGUCAAACAAGACACUGAGUCGAUGAAGGAGUCGUGUAAUAAUUUCAGUUUGUCCUCCUAAUGACAUUGCACUAACGUAAACGAGAAGCGUGCUGGUUCCAGUGCCAUACUUUUCUUGUGCAGUUAAUUAAAAUGCAAUGUGUAUGGAGCCAGCAGGUUUGUAACAGCGGGAGCCAGAAUCCAAAGUUGAAGCAGUAGAGCAAGCCAAGUUUAUGCUGAAAUCCGUCCUGGUAUGAUUGAUUCUUUCAAGUUUCCGAGCAUUAUACAGGUAUAGAAAUGUCUUGGAGUCUGCAGUCUGAUGCGUUCACAAAUACUCUAUUUUCCUUCAGAUCUGUAAAGUACCACCUGAGGGAUCCUUUUCAUUAUUUUUGUGUGAAAGAUUUAUUAUGUAGUAAUAAAAAAACUAAACACAGA